This is a messenger RNA of Cydia splendana, 2793 nucleotides long. RefSeq lists its product as uncharacterized. The transcript has a single exon. Bases 126 to 2075 code for a protein of 649 amino acids. NCBI's taxonomy places the organism in Eukaryota, Metazoa, Arthropoda, Insecta, Lepidoptera, Tortricidae. The record is from RefSeq and is a predicted model, not a curated record.
UCAAGCAACGUACAUCAUGCGGACAUCACUAAAAUUUUAACCGUCGUUCAAAUUCAAAAGUCCGGUUGCUUUGUUUCGGUUGCAAAAUGUAAUUUUUUAUAAAUUUAUCAAAAUUCUGCACAAUUAUGUCGGGUAAACUGCAGGACUAUCAAGUUUUAGACGUUCUGUGCGGCGGCACGUUCUACAAAGUACGGCACAAGGUCACCAACGACAUAUUCGCAUGGAAGGCGUACGAUUGCACUGCGUACUCGAACGAGCAGCUACGGGGCGUCGCGCUCGACGCGGAUGCGAUAAACAAAGCCUGCGGCGGCGCUGCGGCCCUGCUGCGCGUGCACGACACGGUGCUGCACGCGCCCUCGCGCACGCUUUACUUCGUGUUGGAGCACGGCGCCUGGCGCAGCCUCGCCGAGCUCAUCGACAGCUGCGACUCCGCCGACAAGUGCGCCUCGGAGGCCUUCGUGUGGCACCUGCUGCUGGAGCUGGCGCGCGCGUGCCGGGCGCUUCAGAACGCUAAACUCUCCGUCCUACGUGUCUGCCUCUCGCCAGCUACAGUUCUUGUCGAAGAGGGCGGUGCAGUGCGUUUGCAUUGUUGUGAGCCAGCGGCGGCGCCCGGGGCGCCUACCACUCCCGUCUUGCGGCAAGUCGGCGACCUGCUGAGUGUUUUGUGCGCCGCGCCCCGCGCCGACAAGAACUCGCAAUACAGCGACGAUCUGCUCCAUAUUAUCGGUUUCCUCACGGACGAACGGAACUCGAAUCUACACCCAGAUGUCAUACUCUACCACCCCACGGUGCUUGCCAACAUCGAAACGUUUUCUCGCCCCAAACAUUUGAGUGAAAUACUUGUCUCGGUUGAUUACUCACAUUCCACUUCAGUGAACAAGUGUGACUCUGAGAAGGCUGUGGAGUUGAGCAGGGCCGUGCAGCCCGCGCCGCGGUCGUCGAAAUCGCAGGAGAGCCCUAUCUACUGCAAUAUUACUCCUAAAAAAUAUUGUAACAAAGAAAUUUUUGAGUCUAACUCGCCUCAAGGCCAGUUGUCCCCUACUAUAGCUGCCUUGGCUCUUGAGCUGCCAGGAUUUGUUCCUCGCAGCCGAAAAGCGAUAACUGGAGCCCUGGACACAUACACUGCGGCCCAACAAGUGACAGAAAACACUUUGAGCCAGCAAUGGAUGUCUCGCCUCAUUGCAUUGAGACAAAGGGAACACAGUCUCAAUCAGAGGGAAAGAGACCUCAUUGCGAAGGAGAUUUUAAACAGUCCUGCUGCUAAGAUCAUUCCUCUGAAUGAUUCUGAGGUGCCAGCCAUUAGUGAGAGUAAUGGGAUCACCCUGCCUCCCAUGAUAACACAAGCAGAGGAUAGGAAGUGGGUGUCGCGCCGCCACAGGCGAACUAGCUCAGCGCGCCUCAAAAAUCGACGAAAAACUUUCGCAUACGAGGAUUUGGACAGCUCCCUGUCUGCUGACAAUGGAGAUGGCAGCAUGAUCAUCACGGCCACCAAGUUCACCAAGGACAACAUGCCUAGGAACUUGUUUCCUGAACCGGCUAAGAAAGUGCACUUUACCCCAGUCAACCCUUUUGCAGAGAGUGAUGAAAGUGUGACCCUGACCUUCUAUGAGUUAGAAAAUGUUGACAAGGAAGGCUACCAACUGCCAAGACAGCAGGAGCAAGUGGUCAAAGACAUUUCCAAGUUCAAAUACUUAGAUUUAGAGAAGAUGACUUCUGAGAAAAGGGCAGCGAUGCCCUGGAGCCACUCUUCACCUUCUAAGCAGGCCAAGAUGUCACAGACCAUAUUCUCGGACAUCACCAACACUAAAGGAAAUUUAAGAAAAACCCCAUCAAAGUCGAGCAUCACUUCAAAAGGGUCAAGUAUCUCAAGAUUCUCAAUAGCCUCAAGCAAAAGCCAGUGGAGUAUGGACUCUAGUAGCAAGGCAAGCGAUGGUAGCAUUGCUGACAGGACUAGGGCCAGUAUCCGGCAGUCCUUAGCACAGACCCCCAUAGCCCCUGAUGCUAAAAAGAAAAGCAGGAAAUCUCUGCUGCCCUUCAAAACACCAUUUAAAUUCAUCACCUCUACUAAAAUUUAGACUAAAAUUGUCCCUAUGAACCUAGGCUUAAGAACUUUAAGACGUUUGCAAUAUUAGUGCCCAGAUUUUAAGUGAUAAUUUUAUUUUAGUAGUGUGCUAGAUUUAUAGUUUUGAUAUAUUUUUUUUAUUUUGAAUCAGUGAUUCCUUAAGCGUUUUAUAUUUGGUUGUGGUGUUUUAAAAAUGAAGUGUACCAGAGUACAUAUAAUUGCUCUGCUAAUGUCUUCUGUAAGUUUAUUAGUUACCUCUCCUAGUGCUAGUAGUAAGUGCUGCUUCAUAUUUCUCCAGUUGAAAAUUGGAUCCAGGUUUGUAUUGUUUUAUUUUAUAUUAUUUUAAUUGUAUUAUAAUUGAGAAACGGACAUCAACCCACCAGAAACUUAGAAUAGUGAAAUUAUAUAAAUGAAAUAUAUAAUUAUUGUACAAAUAUGUUUACUAAAUGCAACUAUGCAGCUUAUUAUGUUGUGCUUUCUUUGCUUUUUACAUUUGGUGUAAAUUUCUUUAUAGCAAGUUGUGUAAUAUCUAGAAAUAAAGUGCAUCUGAGGAACAUAAUCAACGAGUGUGAUAUGGACCACCCAAUGGAUUUGGGAUGGCCCAAUGAUAUUAAUGAUGUAUUAUACAAAAUUUUAACUUGUUUUGAAUAUUUACAUAAGUGAUAAUAAGGAUACUCAUCAAACAUGUUUAGUCUUAAUGUCUUCCACUUGUAAUAAAAUCAACAUGAAAU